AUGUUCGACCUCGGAAACUCGCUGCAACUGAUCUGUGGCAUUUGCAUCAACCUGUCGCUGGUGGCCUGCAUGAUGUGCACAGCGGGUUGGAGCCAGUUUACAGGUACACUCCAUUACACUCCCAACGCGCUGCUGUCCGCCGCACAUUUUUUCAUGUCACCGCUGGGAGCUGCUGGAGGCAUCACUCAGGAUGAGCAACUGCUCAUUUCCGAUGGCUUGUCGCUGGGUUGCGAUAUGCCCUUCGGCUGCCAGUACAACAGAGCCUCUUAUCCCUCGUACCAGAAUGAUUUCCAGCGGCGAGCAGAGAAGACUGCGUUGCUGGAGCUGUACAACUCCUGCGGAGGUGAUUUUUGGCGGUCGCGGGACAACUGGAACGGAGAAUUGGACCCUUGCUGGGACUACUGGUACGGGGUCACCUGCAACGAGCACGGGUAUGUCAUCAAGCUCGAGCUGUCGGACAACAGGGUCAGAGGGCCUCUACCGUCUGCCUUAGGCGCAUUGACGUCCCUGAUUACAUUGGACCUCUCUUCAACCGAGCCAGAGUACCAUAUGCAUCCGAACGAGGAAAUGAAUCGAGUGGAAGGGUCAAUGCCCUCCCUCGCCAUGUGUUUCCAAUUGGAAGAGAUUGAGGUUUCUGGCAAUCUCAUACUCAAGUUGCCAGAUGACUUGUAUCUGAAUGCAGACACGCUUCGGUCUUUGAGUGCCAGCCGCAACCAGUUGAGGAACAUGCCGAACUAUUUGCGACGAUUCCAAGUGCUGCACACCCUGGAGCUGGAUAACAAUAUGAUCGAGGAUGAGUUUCCGGCAGAUUUUGGCCAGCUCUCAAACAUCCGGUGGGUCCACCUGCAGUACAACCGCUUGAAGGGAACGCUGACACAGGAUAUAGUUCCGAUGACCAAGAUUCAGGUGUUCGAUGUCUCUCACAAUCCGGAGCUCGCCGGUGUGAUUCCAGAGCAGGUCAUUGUUGAUUGGUCUGAAAUGAGCUAUUUGUCCAUCCUUAACACGUCCAUCUCGGGCUACAUCUCCAGUCUCUGCCUAGAUGUGCCAUUCUGCUGGAAAUACAUGUACGACACACACAAGGACCUUACAUGGGCCACUGUUGCCGACAUUCCCGAUAUAGUCGGCAUGACGGUCGACCUGGCGCAAACCAACUUCUUUGACGAGACGUUUGCGCGUUGA
Molecule: messenger RNA, 1179 nt
Organism: Symbiodinium natans
Lineage: Eukaryota; Dinophyceae; Suessiales; Symbiodiniaceae
Source: the annotation of a GenBank genome assembly